This is a messenger RNA of Phyllostomus hastatus (greater spear-nosed bat), 2112 nucleotides long. It is a transcript of the gene NIF3L1, whose product is annotated as NGG1 interacting factor 3 like 1. The transcript is spliced from 8 exons. Bases 549 to 1682 code for a protein of 377 amino acids. Gene Ontology annotation, cellular component: mitochondrion; cytoplasm. The record is from RefSeq and is a predicted model, not a curated record. Lineage: Eukaryota; Metazoa; Chordata; Mammalia; Chiroptera; Phyllostomidae.
GCUGUGGGAGGUCAGUGUAGUUUUAGAGUCGGUGCUCUUAUUCAACAUGCUGUGCCGCCUCCUAUUGUUGUUAACGGGCAUCAAGCGACACAUUUCCUAAUCUGAAAUAAGGGGCGUUCUGUUAUUUCCCAGGGCGCUUUCAAAUGUAACAAUAAGUAACACAAGGAUGGAUGGCCCACUAAAGUUUCACUUUCGCUCUUGCCAGAUUUAGAAGAGUCUGGAGAGUGGAAUACUACCAGGAUGUGAAAUAUGGAAAGUGAAAGUGGUAUAAAUAAGGACAUUAGACGAUCUUCCUAGGCCCGGGUGGUUAACAGAGGUGCCACAUCACUUCAAAUCAUAUAUUGAAUAAGUAACAGGUUUGUGCCAGGUGGCUCAUACAUAUGAAUCUAUUUGCUCCUCUGGACAGUCUGUGAAGUAGGUUGUAGUGUUUCCACUUUAUACAUGAGGAAGCAGGCUCAGAGGUUAAAUGACUUAGCUAAGGUACCACGUGCUGGUAAGUGGCAGAGGCAGUAUCUGAAACCAGAUACUCAGUCUUACCUGAUUUCUGCAUGUUGUCAUCUCACAUACGACUGCUCCCCACAACAGUUCGCUUUGUUCAAUCCCUGAUCCACAAUCCUUCCUCUUCCUGUAUGGAUUUGAAGGCUCUCCUUUCCUCCUUGAAUGACUUUGCAUCCCUCUCAUUUGCUGAGAGUUGGGACAAUGUUGGAUUACUGGUGGAACCAAGCCCACCACACACUGUAAACACACUCUUCCUGACCAAUGACUUGACUGAAGAAGUGAUGGAGGAGGCGCUGCAAAAAAAGGCUGAUUUCAUUCUCUCCUACCAUCCGCCUAUUUUCCGACCCAUGAAGCGCGUAACCUGGAAAACCUGGAAGGAGCGCCUGGUGAUCCGGGCUCUGGAGAACAGGGUCGCUGUUUACUCUCCUCACACAGCCUAUGAUGCUGCACCCCAGGGAGUCAACAACUGGCUGGCUAAAGGGCUUGGAGUUUGCACCUCGAGGCCCAUACUUCCUUCCAAAGCACUUAACUACCCAACGGAGGGAACACAUAGAGUAGAAUUUAAUGUUGACCACACCCAAGACCUGGACAAAGUCAUUGCUACAGUGAAAGGAGUUUCAGGUGUUUCUGUCACCUCUUUUUCUGCUAGGACUGAUGAUGAAGAACAAACACGGAUCAGUUUGAAUUGUAGUCAGCAGGCACUGGUGCAGGUGGUGGCUUUUCUUUCCCAGAACAGUGAGCUUUAUCAGAAGACUGAAAUUCUGUCACUGGAAAAGCCUCUGCUUCUGCACACUGGAAUGGGACGGUUAUGCACACUGGAUGAACCUGUCUCCUUGGCAACCAUGAUUGAGCGAAUCAAAAGGCACCUAAAACUGUCACAUAUUCGCCUUGCUCUUGGGGUAGGGAGGACCUUAGCAUCCCAAGUCAAAGUUGUGGCUCUGUGUGCUGGUUCUGGGAGCAGUGUUCUGCAGGGGACAGAAGCCGACCUUUACUUCACAGGUGAGAUGUCCCAUCAUGACAUUUUAGAUGUUGCUUCCCAAGGAAUAAAUGUUAUCCUCUGUGAACAUAGCAACACUGAACGAGGCUUUCUUUCUGAUCUUCAAGAUAUGCUGAGUGCUCAUUUGGAGAAUAAGGUUAAGAUUAUCCUGUCUGAAAUAGACAGAGACCCUCUUCAGGUGGUAUAAUGCAUACAGGAACAGAAUGACAAUCUACAGAUCAUCUCACUCCCAAUUCAAACGCACAACACGAAUCAGUAGUUUGUACCCUUCUGGAAGAACAUUUUAGAAUAUAUAUUGUCAUUUCUGGUUUGUUAAUUUUCACCAAAUGUUUUAUAGUUUUUAGUAUAAAAACUAUAAUGUAAUGUUAUUAAAGUAAAAAUAUUCAUUAUGAAGAACAAAAUAAAGGAUCUGCUCAUGUACUGAUAUGCCAGGGAUUUGGAGAAAGCAGCCCAGGAGUUCUGGCAAUGAUGGAGACAUGGGUAGAAACGCUUUACUUCCUUGCACAACCAAAAGAACAACAACAACAAAUUUAAAAAAAAAAAACCAGCACUGCCAGGUAUUCUAACUUCAUGGAAGUCUGACAACCAAGGAAUGAAACAUUCAUCCAUACUGGUAG